AUGUCAGAAAACUAUAACAAUUCGUCGGCGGAGCACGAUGAAUUAAAGCGGAGUCUAUCCAACCGGCACCUACAGCUAAUUGCCAUUGGGGGUGCCAUCGGAACCGGCCUGUUUAUGGGAUCGGGUAAAACCAUCAGUCUCGCAGGACCUUCGAUUCUGGUGAUCUAUAUGAUCAUCGGUUUUAUGGUCUUUCUGGUGAUGCGUGCACUGGGCGAACUGUUACUUUCCAACUUGCAAUAUAAAUCAUUUAUUGAUUUUGCCACGGAUCUGAUUGGGCCUUGGGCCGGAUACUUUGUUGGCUGGACCUACUGGCUGUGCUGGAUCACCAUCGGGAUCGCAGAUCUGUCCGCCAUCAUUUACUAUCUGCAAUUCUUCAAUAAUGGCUUGCCCUUUAGUCCUGAAGAGGGGGUAAUGAUCAGAUUCACUUCUGAUGCUGGAACGGUCGCUUCAUUUAGUCAUAUCUGGGAUCAUGGCGGGAUAUUCCCUACAGGUGCCAUGGGCUUCCUUGCCGGUUUCCAGAUUGCCAUCUUUGCCUUUGUCGGGGUGGAGCUG
Cylicostephanus goldi is the source of this 552-nucleotide messenger RNA. NCBI's taxonomy places the organism in Eukaryota, Metazoa, Nematoda, Chromadorea, Rhabditida, Strongylidae. The record is from the annotation of a GenBank genome assembly.